Messenger RNA from Rotaria sp. Silwood1, 729 nucleotides. The record is from the annotation of a GenBank genome assembly. Lineage: Eukaryota; Metazoa; Rotifera; Eurotatoria; Philodinida; Philodinidae.
AUGUUAUAUCGAUUCAAUAAUACAAUGAUCAAGAUCUUUUUGACUAUACUUUUGGCUAUAUGGGCUCUACAAAUUGAUGCACAAAAUGAUUCAAGCAUAGUUGUUGCUGCAAACACUACAGCAACUCCGUUACCUUAUACCAAUGCCACAGUAACAGAUGUAGUGACAGCCAAUAGCAGUACAACAGAAAUAACUCUUGGACCGACAAGUCUUACAUCUAAUACAACUGUCUUGGAAAACUCAACUAUGGCCACAAGUGUGUCAACAGACACAACAUUCUCGACAGAUGUAACUACAGUGUCAAAUACCUCGACAGAUUCAACAAUCAUUAUUGUAUUGACAAAUUCUACAGCCAUUAUUCCUACCGUGGAAAACUCAACAGGAACUACAGAUUCGUUUACAGAUACAACUGGGUUGACGAAUUUUACAAAUUCGAAUUUUUCAACAACAAUUGUAUCGAUUAAUGUUACUGGUAGUGUAGGUACAACAGUAACAACAAAAGUAACAACAGAAGCAACAACGGCAGCAACAACAGAAGCAACAACAGAAGCAACAACAGCAGCAACAACGGCUGCAACAACGGCAGCAACAACAGCUGCAACAACAACAAUACCUACCACUAUACGGACAACAACGAAUCAUGGUACUUUUUUUUAUCCGAAUAAUUUACUUUAUAUUCUUAUUAUUCUCUUGUUUGUUAUCUUUCAAAUAAAUAUAAUUUCUCUAUAG